GUAUCUCAGUUUUCCUCUCCCCGUCUUCCAGAAGAAGCUGCCGCGGGCGAUCGAUGGCGGAUGGGGGAGGCGACUAAGUAGAGGGAGCAGCGUCUCGCCCGUUAAGAGAAGAGAAAUCCGUCCUUUCCCAGUUGAUUGCAUGCCAAGGUUGACUCGGUGCGCGCGCGUCUCCAUCUGUUAGUUCCUUUCCCUUUUCCUCCCUGUCUUCCGAAACGAGCAGCGGGCGGGCGGAGGAAGGGGGUCAUUAAGUAGAGGGAGGAGCGUCUCUCUUGUGAGGAGGAGAGCCCAGCGCCCGAUAAUUACCCUUCGGAGCCCUAGAAACCGCCCGAGGAGGACCAGCAGGAGGGAUGGCGGAGAGGCAGCUGAUCGUGGCGGUGGAAGGGACGGCGGCGCUUGGCCCGUACUGGCAGACCAUCCUCUCCGAUUACCUCGACAAGAUCAUCAGGUACUAUUAUGGAAAUGAGAUGACUGGGCAGAAGCUAAAUGGAGCAAAUCCUGAGCUUGCUUUGGUUGUAUUCAAUACUCAUGGGCCUUAUAGUGCUUUUGUUGUGGAUCGUAGUGGUUGGACGAAAGAUCUGGAUGUUUUCCUUCAGUGGUUGUCAGCAAUGCGUUUUACUGGUGGUGGUUUCACUGAAGCUGCAAUUGCUGAAGGUCUUUCUGAAGCAUUAAUGAUGUUUUCAGCUGCUUCAAACGUAACCGACAAUCAUCAAAAUCAUGAGACACAGAAACAUUGUAUUCUUGUUGCUGCAAGCAAUCCCCACCCUUUACCCACUCCUGUAUAUCGGCCUCCUGUUCCAGCUUCAGAGCACAAGGAGACUGGCGAAGUACAAACAGAAAAUGGUCUUGCAGAUGCUCAGACUGUCGCAAAAUCGUUUGGUCAGUGUUUUGUCUCAUUGUCAGUGAUUUCACCUAAGCAACUACCAAAUUUGAGAGAAAUAUAUAAUGCGGGAAAGAGAAAUCCUCGUGCUUUAGAUCCAUCUGUGGAUCAUGUCAGAAAUCCUCAGUAUCUAGUGUUACUGUCUGAGAACUUUAAGGAGGCUUGUGCUGCUCUAAGCCGUCCUUCAAUGCCAAACUUGACACAUAAUCAGGGCAUCUCAAAUCAAGGAAUUGUGAAGUUAGAUGGGGCUUCUGCUGCUCCUAUUUCAGGACCACCUGCAACUUCGAAUCCUUCAGUUAAUGGCUCAAUGAUGAACCGCCAACCAAUAACUGUCGGAAGUAUCCCCACAGCAACUGUAAAAGUGGAGCCCACAACUGUUUCUUCCAUGGUAUCUGGACCUGCUUUUUCACAUCUACCAUCAGUUGCUAAUGUUGCGUCUCAAGGAAUAUCCAGUCUACAAAAUUCUUCGCCAUCUAGUUCUCAGGAAAUGAAUGCUAGUAUUGACACCACACAGGAGAUUAAACCAUUAGUGAAUCCUAUAUCACAAUCAUCACGUCCUGCAGUUCCAGCUCCAGCAAAUGUUAGCAUUCUAAAUAAUCUUUCCCAACAUCGCCAAGUGAUGACCUCUGCCUCUAUAGCAGGAGGGAGCUCUAUUGGACUUCCAACAAUGGGUGGAACACCUAUGGCAGUGCACAUGUCAAAUAUGAUAUCUAGUGGAAUGUCAUCAUCUGCUUUAACAGGCAUUUCUUCAGUCCCUGUAUCAGGGGCACUGAUGACUACAUCGCAAGUUGCACAAAAUACAACACUUGGUUCACUCGCAUCAGCUACUUCAAAUUUAUCUGGAAACUCAAACAUUGGCAUUUCAUCAACACUGAAUAAUCUUCAGGGAAAUAUACCAGUAGGUCAGUCAGUAUCUAAUGUUGGACAGGGAACUUUGGGCUCAGGUGCACAGAUUGGCCAAGGUGGAAUGACCAUAAACCAAAACAUGAUGAACAAUCUUGUUCCCAGUGGUGUCUCCUCUGGACCUGGAACCAUGAUUCCAACACCAGGAAUGACUCAACAAUCUGGGGUACAUUCUCUUGGAGUCGCCAAUAAUUCUGCAAUUAACAUGUCAUUGACCCAACAUGCCCCUGGUAUUCAACAAUCCCAGUCCAAAUAUCUUAAAAUUUGGGAGGGAUCAUUGUCUGGACAGAGACAAGGGCAACCUGUCUUUAUUUGUAAACUUGAAGGAUAUAGGAGUCAAUCAGCCUCAGACUCGCUAGCAGCAGAUUGGCCAAUGACGAUGCAAAUUGUCCGUCUCAUUGCCCAAGAGCAUAUGAAUAACAAGCAAUAUGUUGGUAAGGCAGACUUUUUAGUAUUUCGAACACUAAAUCAGCAUGGAUUUCUUGGGCAGCUGCAAGAAAAGAAACUUUGUGCAGUCAUCCAGUUACCUUCACAAACAUUGCUUCUCUCUGUCUCAGACAAAGCUGGCCGUCUAAUUGGCAUGCUGUUCCCUGGGGAUAUGGUAGUAUUCAAGCCGCAAGUCUCUAGUCAACAGCAACAGCUUCAGCAGCAUCAACAACAACAACUUCAGCAACAACAACAACUUCAGCAGCAACAGCAGCAGCUUCAGCAGCAACAGCAGCUUCAGCAACAGCAGCAGCAGCAGCUUCAGCAGCAACAGCUUCAGCCACAGUCGCAAUCACAUUCGCUUCUCCAACAGCAGGCACAACAGCAUCAGCAUAUGCAACCACAACAGUUGCAGCAGCAAUCGCAGCCCCAGCAGCAGCAGCAGCAGCAACAACAACAACAACAGCAGCAAAUGGUUGGCACGGGAAUGGGUCAGACAUUUAUCCAAGGGCAUGGCAGGUCUCAAAUUAUGACGCAGGGCAAGUUAUCCCAAGCAGGGCCAACCAACAUGCCUGGAGGGGCAUUUUUACCUUAAAACACACGAAUAUUUGUCUUCAUGCUUUAAUUGUCAGGUCUGCUUUGUUUCUCUGUGUACCACGACGACGAUGAUUGUAUCACGACUUACCACAUGCUUCCUUCUUUCAAAUGUAGAACUUAUCGUAUGUUCAAUGUGUACAUAAAGACACCACGACUGUGGAGACAUGAACCCAAGCAAUCAGAUAAUUCUCAGCAUCUGGAGUUUAAAAUA
Messenger RNA from Musa acuminata AAA Group (dessert banana), 3014 nucleotides. Its product is annotated as mediator of RNA polymerase II transcription subunit 25-like. The record is from RefSeq and is a predicted model, not a curated record. Gene Ontology annotation, biological process: positive regulation of transcription by RNA polymerase II. Lineage: Eukaryota; Viridiplantae; Streptophyta; Magnoliopsida; Zingiberales; Musaceae. Gene Ontology annotation, cellular component: mediator complex; transcription regulator complex. The transcript has 15 exons. Bases 348 to 2801 code for a protein of 817 amino acids.